This is a messenger RNA of Capsella rubella, 1455 nucleotides long. RefSeq lists its product as uncharacterized. The record is from RefSeq and is a predicted model, not a curated record. Bases 336 to 1277 code for a protein of 313 amino acids. Gene Ontology annotation, molecular function: transcription coactivator activity. Gene Ontology annotation, biological process: regulation of transcription by RNA polymerase II. Gene Ontology annotation, cellular component: SAGA complex. The transcript is spliced from 3 exons. Lineage: Eukaryota; Viridiplantae; Streptophyta; Magnoliopsida; Brassicales; Brassicaceae.
CUCUCUUGUUUUUUCCACUCCAAAGUCGCGAUUGAAAUCGAGUUCAUUACUGUUCCAACUCAAGCUCUGUUCAAUUGUUUUCGUCUCUGGACUUCUUCUUCCUCUCCUGAAGUUUCUCUCGGGAAUCGAAAACUGGGAUUUAUAUUUUUUUUUUAAUUAUGCUGGGUAGGUUACUAUUCAGUGUUCAUUUGUGUGUUUCGCUAAGGAGAUUACACUUACAUGAAUCAGUUCAAUGAAGUUGAAAAAGUUACUUGUUCCGACGAUUUCACAAUCUGGGUUUCGUAAUUCGGAUCUCAAUUCCACAACUUACUUUGUGUGUAUUCGCUCGCUGCUACAUGGGGGAAAUUCGAGGGACCCAAAUGCCAACGAGUCAGCAUCAUGUCGUUAGAACAGACAUUUCGGAGUUAAAAUCUCAGAUCGAGAAGAAGAUUGGUCGGGCCAAAACUGAGACCUACCUUUGUCUCUUGUCAAAAUUCUUGAGCUUGAAGAUCAGCAAACCUGAUUUCGAUAAGCUAAUCGUUGCGACGCUGAAGAGGGAGAAUUUAUGUCUACACAACGCUUUGCUGAGAGGGAUUCUCAAGAAUGUAUGUUUAUCCAAGACGCCUCCCUUGAUAAAGAAUGGUGUAGCGAAGAAGAAGCAACUUAAUGGGGUUCUUGAGACGGGUCUUGCUUUCCAAUCUUUGUGCAAAGACCUUCCUAAAUCGCCUCGCAAAGGAAGGACUCAGCGGAGGCUUAAAGAUGGUAAUGUUGUUAGCAAAGGGAAGAGUCAAAUUACUGAGGUUGUUUCUUCUAGCGGUAGGCAACAAUGCUCUAUGGAAGAUGGUGAAGAAGUUGACCAGUUGAUUCGCUCUUGGAGAAGUCAACCUAUUGAAGCUCCUUUUGGUUCUAAUUUUAGGGAUGUGAUAAAGAAACAACAUCGUAUUGGCACUUGUUACUCCUCUGGCGAGCUUCCUGAUUCUGUUUCUUUAAAGAAGAAACUCGAAGAUGGCUUGGGGUUGAUGCAGGAAGGUUUAGAGGUUUCGGUUGGGGUUUCUAACUUGUUAAACGCAGGCCUCGAUGUUUUCUUGAAGAGAUUGAUCAAACCGUGUCUCGAAUUUGCUGCUUCAAGGUCUAGUAGCCAAAGAGAAGUAUGUUCUUCGACUAUUGGUUUAUCAGCAUCUUCUCUAGUAGAUUUUCAAGUAGCCAUGGAGUUAAACCCGUCAAUACUCGGGGAAGAUUGGCCUGCGAAGCUCGAGAAGAUCCGGUUAGCCAAACCAGACAAGCUACUAACCCUAUAACUAGAUAGAUGUGAUUCUUCCAUUACAGAUUUUGUGUUCAACUUCUUUAGAUUAUGUGUAUAUAUAUGUCUUGGUUUAUGUUUAUUUGUAUGCUUAGGUUGGAUUUUUUUUUUAAUAAGAUAGCAUUACAGCCAAGAUAAAUAAAACAGCGGUAUAAAAUUGUUAAUGUUUUUCAAAA